Nasonia vitripennis (jewel wasp) is the source of this 419-nucleotide messenger RNA. RefSeq names its product chymotrypsin-2-like. The transcript is spliced from 3 exons. NCBI's taxonomy places the organism in Eukaryota, Metazoa, Arthropoda, Insecta, Hymenoptera, Pteromalidae. Bases 1 to 303 code for a protein of 100 amino acids. Gene Ontology annotation, molecular function: serine-type endopeptidase activity. The record is from RefSeq and is a predicted model, not a curated record. Gene Ontology annotation, biological process: proteolysis.
AUGUACGUUGUGACAUUAACGCCGCUCCACGAAUUGUUGGAGGUACUGAAGCUCCGGAUGGGGGAUAAUGGUAGUCAGAUCUACCAGGUCGAGUAUAGAACAUAUCAUAGAAGAUGGAGCGUACCCGCGAUCAUUAACGACAUCGCUCUGAUUCGCGUAGACAGAGACAUUGAGUUCAGUUCGAAGGUGCAACCUAUCGCUCUUACUAGCUACGAUAUCUCUGAAACUGGUACCUCGGCCGUUCUCUCUGGAUGGGGCAUGACCAAUUAUAAUAACAGUCGUCUCCCUGAUAACCUGCAAUAGAUGACUGCUGAGAUCAUCAGCCAUAAAACUUGCGAACAGAGUUGGGGCCAUCUAUAUCCUAUCACUGAGUCUCACAUUUGCACUGUGACCCCUGUCGGAGUAGGCGCCUGUUACGU